AUGUCGUCUGUACCCAUGUUCAUUAACCCUACUUCUCUUUUGGCUGCCCUUGCUUCGUCCCCAGAUGACCUAGCGUUGUUUUAUGACCUGUAUCCGCCAACUCUCUUCUCGGGACCUAAUAUGACAGCAACUCCUUCUUCGUUCCCAUCCUACCCAUCGAUUUAUAUUGUGAGGCAACCAAGGCCUGACAAGCAUCGUUCAAGUUAUAUCAACCGGUUUGGUAGUACUACGAGUAAGGCGAAGGACAUUGUCACAGUAUGUCAAUUAGUCAAGCCAUGCGAUCAGCUAUUGGUUCCGCCUCCUGCACUUCCAGAUGAGGCCUUUGCAACUUUGCAGGCGCAGGUGGGCUCGAAUGCAGUAUUCAUGUCAAUUGCACAGGACUCUGAUGUGCAGGAGUGGUUGGCUGAGCAUACGAAAUAUCUGGAAUCUACAAUUUGGUCAGAUGAGCCAUCAUUAAGUGUUGACCUAGCUUUACGCCAGCAACAGCAACAACAUGCAUCUAACACUGCCGAGAACUUGACUGGUAGCUUUUAUGCUUCCUACUCCGGAAGCUCGGAAGCAUUUGAUGAUAGCGAUAGUGAUAAAGAGUUUGGUUCUCAUAAUAAUGGGCAGUCUUCGUCCUCCAAACGCACCCGCUCCAAUAGCUCUUCUGAACACAAGUUGCCGCCUUGGUUCCGUCCUAAAGUAGUCGAUGGAGAGAUCCAAUACGAGAUCUGGGUUGUUGGUUUCCAUCAUGAGCGGUCAGAUGAUUUGCCGCAACUACAGCAACAACAACAGACGCCUACAUCCACUAAAUUGGAUAGAUUAUUAUCGUCUCCAAGAUUGAAGCAGUUUGUAUUGGAUGAGGUGGCGCAAGGGAGGAUCGGGAUUGAUUUUAAGAGGAUUAUGGAUGAAAAAAGACUGAAUCGGAAAGCUUGUCGACGCGUCAUCCGAUAA
This is a messenger RNA of Lobosporangium transversale, 936 nucleotides long. RefSeq lists its product as hypothetical. Lineage: Eukaryota; Fungi; Mortierellomycota; Mortierellomycetes; Mortierellales; Mortierellaceae. Bases 1 to 936 code for a protein of 311 amino acids. The record is from RefSeq and is a predicted model, not a curated record. The transcript has 3 exons.